CUGCCCCAGCUUCAGUCUGCCACGAUGAUUUGGACCUGGAUUUAUCUCACUGCCCUCCUUCCUGGAGCACUCACAUCCCCGACUCCAUCCCCACCCCCCAGCACCACUAUUACUGAAGGACCCUGUCACAUCCACAGCUCUGGCCUCUCUGCAGACUGUAAGGGACAACAGCUGGACACCGUCCCGUGGACACAGUUCCCCUCCACGCUGGAAGAGAUAGACCUGUCCUAUAAUAAACUCCAGGCUGUCCACGCUGAUGACUUCCUCCGCCUCCCUCGGCUCCGCACCCUCCUCCUGAACUACAAUAACAUUUCACACAUUGACAGUGACGCCUUUAAAAACAACCAGGUGCUGGAGCAUCUCGACAUCUUUAAUAACUCCCUCCAGGAAAUUCCUGCCACGGCUCUGGCUCCUCUGUUGAAUCUGAAAAGGCUCUUCAUGUCAAAUAACCUUUAUAAACACGCCACUCUGGAUGAGCGCUUCUCCAAAUUUGUCAAACUCCAAGUUCUGUCGAUGGGCGGCCCGUUGGUGAUGGGUCUCAAGAAGGCGGAUUUCCAGCCCCUGAAGAACUUGAGGUUACACGGCUUUGCGAUCAAAUGCUCCUCUAAUCUGAGUUACUACGAGCCUGGGAGUUUAGAGGUCAUCCGGACAUUCCAGAUGGGCUUCGACAUGGCCAUAGAUCAACGACCAGCCGCCCUGCAUCACAUGCUGCGAGACCUCGCCAACAAGACCUUCAGCGUCAUCCAGUUCCGCAACCUGUUUGAGUUCAUGUACUACAUGGGAGAGGACGACAUCUUCCAGGGGUUGAGAUACGUCACAGCCCAACAGCUCAUCUUCCACCGGGGGAAAUUCAACGAGAAUCUCAUGAGGAUGGCUCUGAUGAACCUGCAAGAUGCAUCCAUCAGAAAUCUGAGACUCCAGUAUGUCGACUUUGCACGCUCACCUACGUUUAUCGACAGCGGCGGAGACUCCGGUAUCACAAAUCUGGCACUGAAUAAGUUGGAUCUUUGGUAUAUCAGCAACCCUGAUGUGCUGCGCUUUGACUGGCGCUUCACCUGGCUCAACAAAAUAAAGCACCUCUCCAUCCAGUAUGUCUACUUCACCUCUGUUCCCUGUGACUCCUGGGUUGAGAUGACUGACGUGGAGCUUCUGGAUGUCUCCAAUAACCGCCUGAAGGACGAGAACCUUUUCAACCAACGCUGCCAUUACGAGGGCACCAUGCCGAGCCUUCACACCUUCAAUCUGAACAACAACGACCUGACCAGCUUGAAAGACCUGUCAUCGGUCACCAGAGAGUUCAAGCAGCUGCGGGAGCUGGACAUUAGCAACAACAAACUGGGAGCUGUUGAAAAAAGUCAGGGCUGCGUUUGGCAGAAGAAUAUAACUCGCCUCAUCGCUCAUCACAACCAGUUUGAGAGUGAAUCCCUCGGCUGUCUUCCCACCUCGGUGCGCUACCUGGACCUCUCCUACUGCAACCUGGACCAGCUGGACAUGACGUAUUUUCAGGAAGCCACCAACCUGAAAGAGCUCCUGCUCAGUGGGAACAAAAUCAAGUUCAUCCCCUCUAAGUGGGCGAGUCCAUCCCUGCAGACGCUCGCUUUAGACGGGAAUUCCUUCGGUCUCAUCAGCAAGGCAUCCUUCCAGGACAUGCCUCUGCUGUCACGCCUGAGAGCGGGGAACAAUCCUUACCACUGCACCUGCGAGCUCCAUGCUUUCGUGCAGGACACGACGAUGAAGGGUAAAGUUAACCUCACAGACUGGCCUGAGAACUACAGGUGCUACCACCCCGAGCCCUUCCUCAACACGUUCAUCUCCAAAUACCUACCGGGUCAACUUGCAUGUGAUAUCAGACUUGUAAUCAUCAUCUGUGUCGCAACCACUGCUCUGGUGAUCUUCAUACUCAUGCUCAUAUGCUACAUGUUCGACCUGCCGUGGUACACCAAAGCUACCUUCCAGAUCAUCCGGGCCAAAUACAGAGCUCACAAAGAACUGGCGGCAGGCGAGCCAGGAAGCUUCGCGUAUCAUGCCUUCAUUUCCUACAGCCACUCUGAUGCAGACUGGGUGAGGGAUCAGCUCCUGCCUUGUUUGGAGAGUAACAAGAACCCCUACCGCCUCUGUAUUCAUGAGAGGGACUUCAUGCCAGGACGGUGGAUCAUUGAUAACAUCAUUGACAACAUUGAAAACAGUCGGAAGAUAAUCUUCGUCCUCUCCCGGCACUUCGUCAACAGCGAGUGGUGCAACUAUGAGCUGUACUUCGCCCAACAGAGGGCGAUGGGAAAGACCUUCAGCGACGUCAUCCUGGUGGUGAAGGAGCCCAUCGAUCCCAGCUCCCUGCCAAGCAAGUACUGCAAGCUCAAGAAGAUGCUGAGCACCAAGACUUACCUGGAGUGGCCCCAGCAGGUCAGCCAGCAGGCCUUCUUCUGGGCGCAGCUGAAGAGCGUGUUGGGGAAGCCGACGAUGACCCGAGAGGGGGGACACAGUGUCCGGAGCCGGACUUCAUCGAUGGGGGGGAUUUCUGUGAUUGGGCCUCUGAUAGAAGAUGAGAAGGCGGAGGAAGAGCAACAUGGCAUCGACAACGAAGCACAAUCCAUGAAGUGGGAUAACGAUGAGGUGUUGAAUCUGAGACAAAUCCCAGUUGUGGCAUUUUGACCGAAAGGUUGAAAGAUGGUAAAUGUGUGUGUGACAGCUAACAUUUCUUCAGUGUGCCUGACCUCAGGUAACCUUUUGUGUGUGGCUUUGUCAAGCAGGGAGCAAAAGCCAACGUCUCAUUAUGAUGACAGACGAUAACACGAUCCCUCCCCGUCUGUGGCCUUCUGUCAUGUUAUCCCCCAAAGUGCCGAGCCGAUGCCCUCUGCUCCGCUCUCCCUCUGAGCGUCUCCAGGCCGUGGUGUGCCCGCUGACAGCCGCUGAAAGCCCAAAAAAACACUCAGCGGCCUCCAAUGCGAUCUCCCCUGUCGCUCUCUGGAUAACAAGAGAGGUGCCAGGAAGAGGUGGUGACAGGAGCCACAUUGUGAAAGGACGGGGAUAUGUUACAGCCCCAGAUCAUGAAAGUUCAAACUCUGAUGUUUGAAGAAACCUCUAAAGGCUUUUGAUACCAAUACUUCUGAGACUGACCCAGUUUCCAGCCACCUAUGAUCACAAAAAUCCAAACCACAUCAUACUCUGUCUCUUGGAUCCAGCACUCCAUGCCAGACUCUUGAGAACAGACAAUGCUUGGUAGUUGGUAAUGCUCCAGCACAAUGUUUUAAUCAGCCUUUGAGUGCCCACUAAUGAGCAGACAAUUUUCAAAGUGGCUCUCAAUCAGCUUUGUAGGGUUCCUGUAUGAAACAGCUGCAUGUAUGGUCAUGGAGCUACUCAUUUGAUUACACUCCUGUGUGUGUGUCUUGACAUGAGGUGCUCAUAAUGUCUGUCCUUGUCCUCUGAAGUCACAUUUAUGAUAAGCCUACAGGUUUGAAGUUGUGUUCCAGUCCAUUUGUUGGACUUAAUUCCAGUAUUCACUUUCUUUGCAUGCUACAGGAUACUUUGUACAGUUUCUGUAUCAGUCCUGCAGAAAGAAAUGUGCAAAAUAUGA
Messenger RNA from Notolabrus celidotus (New Zealand spotty), 3571 nucleotides. RefSeq names its product toll-like receptor 18 (gene tlr18). The transcript is spliced from 4 exons. Gene Ontology annotation, molecular function: transmembrane signaling receptor activity; protein binding. The record is from RefSeq and is a predicted model, not a curated record. NCBI's taxonomy places the organism in Eukaryota, Metazoa, Chordata, Actinopteri, Labriformes, Labridae. Gene Ontology annotation, biological process: toll-like receptor signaling pathway; inflammatory response; immune response. The coding region runs from base 25 to 2649 and encodes 874 amino acids. Gene Ontology annotation, cellular component: membrane.